ACGGUCGUUUUAUUCUUUGCUGUCUAUCAUAUCGAACGUUCUUUAAUUAAAAUAGUCUAUACCUUAUGUUGAAAUUACGUUACUGUUUGUUAUCCAAAGAGUUUACGUAAUUAUUUAUAUAAGAUAUGUCACGUUAUCGACAUUCCGAACUUGCGAACGUAUCACUUGUUUCUGUUAUCAAACGUAUAGUCUUACAACAGCGCUAGAGAUCUUCCUUUUAAAAGUACUAGCUUGUAAAAGGGACAUUAGGUAGCGAAAUAAAACAUGAAAUAAGAGCAAGUCCACAGAAAUAUUUCCUAUUACUACGCAAAAUAAAUAAUUGGAAUCUUUGUCAAAUAUAAUGGUCAUAAAUCAACAAGUAAUUUAACAAUCUUCACUUUAACACCAAUAUGUAUAGCGCUGAUAUACAGGGAUAUUUUAACGAAAUUCAAAAUUUAUUUUAUCCUAGACAUAUGAAAACGUUUCCUGAAACAAAUGUACAUUUUUUACAUAAUCUAAACAAUCAAAUGUGACUUUAUGUUAGCCGCAUCAAUGUAUGCGCAUGCGCUCAAUAUUAAACGGAAACGUGAAUAUUGUACAUAGUGUAUGUGUGUGCAUGUAUAACAUAGCCGAGUAACUUGUGUUUCGCGCUGUUCAGUUUUCGUCUGCAGGCCUCUCUGGUUUUUUUCCUGUUUGCACCGAACACGUUUCUAGUGGUUUUCUAUUUUAAUCCGUCAAUUUGCGCUUUCUGUUAAGGUGUCUAUAACAUGCUUCAAAAAGGUCCACGUCCAUUAGUUGUGUGUGGUCCAUCGGGAAGUGGAAAAAGUACAUUGAUAAAGAAGCUAUUUGAGGAAUACCCGGAAAAAUAUGGAUAUUCUAUUUCACAUACCACUAGAAAACCCAGGCCAGGAGAAGAAGAUGGAAAGCAUUAUUACUUUACAUCCAAAGAAAAGAUGCAGGAACAGAUAGAAACGGGAGAAUUCCUUGAGACUGCUACAUUUAGUGGAAACUUAUAUGGCACUAUGAAGCAAUCGGUGGAAGAUGUACAAAGGGAAGGUAAAAUCUGUGUAUUAGAUAUUGAAAUGCAGGGGGUGAAACAAGUGAAGCAAACUUCUCUGAAUCCAUUGUACGUAUUUAUCAAGCCACCAAACAUGGACGAGCUAGAGAAAAGAUUGAGGAACAGGAAAACUGAAACAGAGGAGGCUUUACAGAAUAGAUUAUCAAUCGCCGUGACAGAAAUAGAAUACGGUCAGAAGUCUGGUAACUUUGAUUUAAUAAUCGUAAACGACGACGUUAAUAAAGCAUAUGAGGAGCUAAAAGAGUUUAUAAACGAGAAUAUCCAACAAAAAUCCGAUGCUGGUAUAAAAUAGAAGCAGGUGGUAUAAAUGGAAACAUACAUUUAUACACUACAUAAGGCGUUUUAAAUCAUUCAUACAUUUGCAGACUGUUAAAUUAAUGCUUCCCAAAAGAAUACAUUUGCCUGACAUUAGGUCAUAAUUAUUUUUAUAUAUCAUUAGAUAACUCGUAGUAAUAAGUAAUUGUUACACAACGGGCUGUACGGUAGAUCCAUGUCGAGAAAAGGGAAUGGAUUUAGACAGAUAAUUUUAUACAGCAGUAAGAUAUUUGUAAUAUUGAAGAGUAACUAUAUGAGUAUGCAGGAUGCCUAAGAUCUUGUAUGCGCCGAAGUUUACUAUACAAAUUUAACGAAUGAUAGUGCUUUAUUUAUUGUGUGCAACUUUCUAUUUUUUAAAAUAUAUGAUCUUUCAAGUGACAGGAACUCGUUUGUUCUAAAGUUUUCUAUAUUAUACGCUCGUUGAGCGUUUCAUAGGGGGAAAGAAUUUAUUUUUAUAUCUUCGGACUGAUCGAAGAUGAAUAAAAGCCUUAGUUGUACAUACCUUCCAGUAAGGUAUUAAUCUCAUAAGCAUGAAGAAACUUAAUACUAUUUAGUGUUGAAGCGGUAUAUACGUAUAUGAAAGGUUGUGGAUUUAAGAAUCCAAAGUUGUUAUUUAUUAUUGGACUGCCUUUAUGCGUUUACGGUCUAUGAAAAUCGUCAAAUGUUUAUAAUUCCUUUUUUCCCCACUACUGUUAAUGGUGAAUAGCAUGUAAUCUUUUUGUUACUUUAAAUCUAUAAGAGUAUAAAUUUACGCAGUUUCGCAGUCCAUUUGCUACACGCAUGACUAGGAAUUUAUUAAUCCUUUGCGAGUAUUAUUGUAUUUUGUUUUUUAAACUGCUAUUUAUACAUCGAAGUGGAUCGUGUACGAGUCUAGACGCUAGUUGAUCGUUUGUACAAUUUAAAUUAUAGUAAAUAAGUGUUUGCAUGUUGUACGAGAGGUAGCGAAUUAGUUUCGAUUCUCGCCGUGAGUACGAAAUGAUUUUCGAACUGAAAAGAAAAAAAUCUGAUCGACGUGUGGGUGACUAUCGAUUUGCGGAACGAUAACACCGGGAGAAACAGAUUCGCUAUCGAAAAGAAAAAGGGGUAGAGGAGGAAGAAUUAGUUCGAUGAAUUAAUUAUAAAUAUUCUAGAUAUAGAUACCUGAGAUUAUCCACCAAACGAAGUUGUGUUCCAACUUAUUAACUAAUAAGUUCCAUCGUCCCCGUACAAUGUCUCAUUCGAAUGAAGAGUAAGACAAACGCGAUUGCGUGGACAUUCCUUCAAGAAUCUUCGUUAAAAAUAAAAGAAAUCGUCGUAUUGUUACGAGUAUUCCCGUCAGUGCUGUAAUAUGUUGCUGAUUUCGCGAUCGUAAAAGACGAAAUAUUUUCCUAUACACGGUUAUUACUUGUUAAUACCUGUAUGGUUGUAUUAUUGUAAUUAAUAGUUACGAAUGUUUAACGUAGACAAAGCAUAGUGAUAUACGUAAACGUUGUUGUAGAACAUUAUAAUACUAUUGCUGUAGCGUAAGAAAUAAAUAUUUCAGUCAACUUAA
Messenger RNA from Megalopta genalis, 2903 nucleotides. RefSeq names its product guanylate kinase. The record is from RefSeq and is a predicted model, not a curated record. Gene Ontology annotation, biological process: purine nucleotide metabolic process. NCBI's taxonomy places the organism in Eukaryota, Metazoa, Arthropoda, Insecta, Hymenoptera, Halictidae. Gene Ontology annotation, molecular function: GMP kinase activity. Gene Ontology annotation, cellular component: cytosol.